CGGCGGGGGGGCUCCAUGGAGGAGCGGGAGGGCGACGUGCGCUGGGACGGGCUGUGCAGCCGCGACGCCGCCGCCCGCGCCGCCGCCCUGGAGCACGUCGGGCAAGCCGUGCUCCGCCGCGGCGGGGCGGCCGCCGCUCCCCGGGUGCUGGCCCGGCUGCUCAUGCUGGCCAAGCGGUGCCCGUUCCGCGACGUGAGGGAGAAGAGCGAGGCCAUCCUGAGCGGCGUGCAGGAACUUGGAAUAAGAAUUCCUAGACCACUGGGACACGGACCAAGCAGAUUCAUCCCAGAGAAGGAGACUAUUCAAGUGGGAAACGAAGACGCCAUGAUGCACACGCUGUUUGCAGAUUCUUUUGCUACGCUGGGCCGACUGGACAAUGUUACCUUGGUGAUGGUUUUCCACCCGCAGUACCUUGAAAGCUUUCUGAAAACUCAGCACUAUCUGCUGCAGAUGGAUGGUCCACUCCCUCUUCAUUACCGGCACUACAUCGGGAUAAUGGCUGCAGCAAGACAUCAGUGCUCUUACCUUGUUAACCUCCAUGUGAAUGACUUCCUUCACGUUGGUGGAGACCCUAAAUGGUUGAAUGGGCUGGAAAAUGCACCUCAAAAACUGCAAAAUUUGGGAGAAUUGAACAAAAUGUUGGCUCACCGACCCUGGCUUAUCACCAAGGAGCAUAUCGAGCAACUUCUGAAGACUGAAGAAAACAGCUGGUCCCUGGCGGAACUGAUCCACGCAGUAGUUCUCCUUACACACUACCACUCCCUGGCUUCCUUCACGUUUGGCUGUGGAAUCAGCCCGGAGAUCGACUGUGAAGGGGGUCACACCUUCAGACCACCUUCCGUCAGUAACUACUGCAUCUGUGAUAUGACAAAUGGUUACCACAGGAUGGAUGACAUUCAUGCCAGCCCAACUACUACAGAGUCCGUCUGUGAAGUUGAAGCUCUCAUGGAGAAAAUGAAGCAGCUGCAGGAGUGCAGAGAUGAAGAGGAAGCCAGCCAAGAAGAGAUGGCCACCCGUUUUGAAAGAGAGAAGAGGGAAAGCAUGUUCGUGUGUUCUUCAGAAGAUGAAGAAUCGGCACCGACAAGAGAUGUGUCUCGUCACUUUGAGGAUACCAGCUAUGGUUACAAAGACUUCUCCAGACAUGGAAUGCACGUGCCCACCUUCCGAGCUCAGGAUUAUUCCUGGGAAGACCAUGGCUAUUCCUUGGUUAAUCGUCUUUACCCAGACGUGGGACAGCUACUUGAUGAGAAGUUUCACAUUGCUUAUAAUCUGACUUACAACACAAUGGCCAUGCACAAAGAUGUGGAUACCUCAAUGCUAAGACGAGCUAUUUGGAACUAUAUUCAUUGUAUGUUUGGAAUAAGAUACGAUGAUUAUGACUACGGUGAAAUUAAUCAGUUGUUGGACCGCAGCUUUAAAGUUUAUAUCAAGACUGUGGUUUGCACUCCUGAAAAGACCACAAAAAGAAUGUACGAUAGCUUCUGGAGGCAGUUUGAACACUCUGAGAAGGGGCAAACGACCUUAUCACCUCUUCCUUUGCUAACAACCCCCUCCGCUCCACAGGUCCAUGUAAAUUUGCUUCUGGUAGAAGCUCGGAUGCAAGCCGAACUACUUUAUGCUCUGAGAGCUAUUACUCGCUAUAUGACCUGAUGCCUCCAGCUGCCUGUCGACGUUGGAAUGUUAUGCAGCUGCAGUAUGGCAGAGGAAGAUACGAAGCCUCAGGACCAACGGUAGCUAUAAAUUAAGACGCCCAUUGUGCCAUAACUCCUUUAGUUUCAGCUAUUUCCGUGUUUGGAAUAUCACUGCUGCCAGUAGGCAGUGAACGCUUGGCAGUUGAAAAGACAGGGUUGUGCAGAAGUGCUGCCUGAUCAUGGUAUUUUGGCUUUAGACAGCACGGGACACUCUAUGAACUUGUGGCAAUAUAGCAAAUGAUAGGUAUAUAGAUCUUCUAAGGCAAAUACAACAGGAGUUGGAGCGUGAAAAGAAGUGGGACUUGAUGCCAUUUGCUUUCCCUACAAGAAUAAUUUUAGAAAACGUUGAUGCUGCUAUUUGUGCUGGUGGAGUGAACAGACACAGGCUGUUCCAGUUAAGCUAAAAGUGAAAGUGAGCACUGCUAUUGUCUGAGCCUUUAUUGUGUGUGGUUUCAAAAAAGCCUUGUUAUUUAGAUUUCUAAUCAGAACUAAACCUCUUCUGUCCACACUGAUGAUUUGAAAGAUAGCAGUCAAUUUCCUCAAAUAAUUUAGCCUUAAGAUGCUAUAGGACAUUUGUUCAGCAUUAUUUGGUGAGCUCCAAAGUGCAAUGGUCUUCCUAUGGAAAGGAGAGGACAUCGGUCCUCCGAGCUUUUUAGAGAUCUAACUACAUGAAGUGUCGAGUAGCUUCUUGUCCUGUUUUUCAAGGGUGAACUGAUACCUGUUCAGGAGCUAGGACAAGGUGUGGGAAUGUUGUUCUAGACUGCCAAACAGUCCUACUGUAUUACAUGCCCAGCGCUGGUCUUACUGAUUUUUUGCAGUUGCUUAAAUAACUAGGCUAAAUACGAUCUAUUUUUAGUAAAUCAAAACAUGAUUAAAAUGCUGACAUUUAAUAUACAGUGGUUUUGGAGAACACAUGAAUACUUUUGUAUGAGUGUGAAUCGCUUUUUAAAUUUGUCAGUAUUAUUGGUAUUUUUUAAAUAAAGGUAACAACUUUUUC
Cygnus atratus (black swan) is the source of this 2688-nucleotide messenger RNA. It is a transcript of the gene SESN1, whose product is annotated as sestrin 1. Bases 16 to 1650 code for a protein of 544 amino acids. Gene Ontology annotation, cellular component: nucleus. Gene Ontology annotation, molecular function: oxidoreductase activity, acting on peroxide as acceptor; L-leucine binding. Gene Ontology annotation, biological process: regulation of response to reactive oxygen species; cellular response to leucine starvation; negative regulation of TORC1 signaling. The record is from RefSeq and is a predicted model, not a curated record. NCBI's taxonomy places the organism in Eukaryota, Metazoa, Chordata, Aves, Anseriformes, Anatidae. The transcript is spliced from 11 exons.